AUGAAUUCGACGGAACCAGAAGAUGAACUCAGUCAAGAUGAGUCUGCUUCUAUUCAUUUAUACACUAUGGAAUGGAAGGUGCAUGACAAUAGUCUUUACGCAAUGCUCAAUCGAACUUUACGCCUGGCUGAUCGUAGAAAACUUCAGCCAUGGUUCAGAUAUUUAAAGUUGUUUCUUACAGCAUUCUUCAGAUUACCGCCGUCAAAAUAUGGAACUGUUUGGCGUGGUAUCCCUGAAGAUCUCAAAAAAGUGCAAGUCACCACACCAAAAAAUAACUCAGUAUAUUCUACCAAGAAGCUUCAAUGCAAAGGACGUGCUUGCAUCAAGUGCGGUCAUUGUCGUGAUUGGUACUGGUGCCAGGAUAAACAUAAAAAAAGUUAUACGAAACGUAAUGAUGCUACUUGCACUCGCCGCCGUUACCUUGCUUAUCCUCGUGUUGUUUAUGAAUCUGAAUUUUAUGCUGAUCGCGGUUCUGAUUAUUGUCAUGAUCAUGCUGGUGAAGCUGAUUCUAAAUUAUGUCAAUGUGAUGACAAUCAAUCCUAA
Messenger RNA from Adineta steineri, 543 nucleotides. Lineage: Eukaryota; Metazoa; Rotifera; Eurotatoria; Adinetida; Adinetidae. The record is from the annotation of a GenBank genome assembly.